CGAAGCCUCGUUUUAGAUCAAUUGAGUAUCAGUGUGUUUCUGUUCUCUUUUGCAAUGACGCUGAAGAAAUUCUUCCUGUAAAAGACACACAGGAACUAAAAAGAGGAAGGGGAAGGACGAGAGUAAAAACUGAACACAGAGGUGAUGGACACGACAGAUGAGAACUGCAGUCCGAGCACCGUGGUGAAUAGUGUUUAUCCGGUGCGGUGUACUGAAGAGGUACUUCUCCCUGCCUUCACAGAUGAGAGUCUGCAGGCCGCCAUGGCCUCACAACACCCUCCCGCUUCAAAGAGCGUCCCUAACCCUCUCCCAGAAAUUAGACUGGUCCUCCUGGGUCGGAAAGGAACUGGGAAGAGUGCGGCAGGAAACACCAUCCUGGAAGGAGGGUUCGAAAGCGGGAAGCCCACGGAGGAGUGUGUGAAAAGGCGAGCUGUUGUGGAAGGGAGAAAAGUCAUGGUGGUGGACACACCUGGGUGGGAGUGGUACUACCCGCUCAACAGCACCCCCAACUGGGUGAGGAGAGAAACUUUACGGAGUGUAUCGCUUUGUCCACCGGGACCCCACGCUGUGCUUCUAGUAGUUCGGUCCUGCGCCUCAGUGAACGAUGCCUACAUCAUGGAGAUAGAGGAGCACCUGGAGCCACUGGGAAAAGACGUUUGGGAACAUACCAUGCUGCUGUUUACCAGGGGGGACGAACUGGGACUGACUACUAUGGAGCAACGGAUUCUAACGAGCGGCUUGGCCCUCCAAAGACUCCUCCGGAAGAGUGGGAACAGAUAUCAUGUCCUGAACAAUCGGAGUAAAGGAGAUGGAGCACAGGUUAAAGAGCUGAUAAGGAAGCUGGAGCAAAUGGUGGACGGGAAGAAAGAUGGAAAGAGUCAUUUGGAGAUGGGUAAUUCAGUUCUGUUGGGUUUGGAAGCAGAUGGGAAGAGGAGAGCCAGGGAAAGGAGGAAGAAACAGAGGCAGAUGGAGGCACAGAUGCAGAGAGAGACCAUCAAAGCUGCUGUCACGAAUGAUGGUCCACAGGGUUCCGAGUUGGAUGCUCAUCAGUCUUUCUCCAAAGCUUCCCGACGUCUGCACGAAGUCAGACUGGUUCUCCUGGGUGAGCGUGAAACAGGAAAGAGUUCUGCUGGGAAUACUAUCCUGGGAAAAAAUGACCUCUUCCAAGUGGGGACAGUAACUGAGGAGUGCAUCCGUCAACAAGCGGAGGUGUCCAUGCGGCUGGUGACGAUGGUGGACACACCGGGCUGGGAGGCAGGCGCAGCAGGUUCUACACCGGAGAGGGUGAAGAGGGAAAUUGUUGGUAGUGUGGUCAUGUGUCCACCAGGGCCCCAUGCAAUCCUGCUGACUCUGAGAGUGGAUACACUGGUAAAAAUGGGACAUGUGAGAGAACAUCUGGAGCUUUUGGGUGAGGGUGUAUGGAGACACACUAUCUUGCUAUUCACCCACGGCGAUCAACUUCGAGAGGGGGUGGAUAUUGAGCAGCACAUCCAGGGUGGGGGCAGGGACAUGCAGUGGCUGCUGGAGAAAUGCCGGGGCAGAUACCAUGUCAUCAGCAACUUAGAUGGAGGAGGAAGAGGAAGUGAAGGCCCCACCAAGGUGACAGAGCUCCUGGAGAAAGUGGAAAAGAUGGCAGCAACAAACAGGUGUGAGGCUUUUUCCACCCUGGUUCAGGACGUCCGGGAUCUGAGCAGACAAAGGAACGAAAAGUUCAACCAGCGCCUGAAGGACAUGGGAGAUAAAAUGGUUCGUCAGGCAACAGAGUUGAAGAACAUGAGAGACAGGGAGAUGAAGAGCAUCAGAAGACUCUUUGAUUGGAAGAGGAAGGUAAAAUCACCUGGGAAGGCUGACAUUCAAAGGGAAGAAGAGGAAGACGAGGACAGAAGGGCUGGUGAAAGGAAGAAUGAUAUUGGCGAGCUAGAAGAGAGGAUACGAUGGCUGACAGAGGAUAAAGAGAGGGAAAUUCAGGAUCUGAACAUAGAAAACGAGAGAAACCGUGUAGCACUAAACCAAAGUAGAAAAGAAAGGGACGAGACAAUGCUUAACCUGGGGCUAAGAGAGAGAGAGAUUGAGGAGCUGAAAGAAAGAAUUGACGAGCAGCAACUGAAGCUGCUCGACCUUGAACGUGCCGCUGUAGAAAAUGAACAUGAGAGAAAAAAGUGGGAGGAUGCCUUUGGAGCGAAGAAACAAGAACUGAGGAAAGAAGUGGAGAAACUGGAGGAAACUAUUGAGCUGCACAAGAAAGAAAAAGCAAAGUGGAUUGAAAAAGCUGAUUCUUUAAAAGUUGAAAUGGACGAGACCAAAAGACACUACAAUGCUGUUCUUGAGAAACAACAAGAAGAAAAUAACAGGGAGAUAACAAAGCUGGAAGAAAACCUAAAAAAGGAGAUGGAAACAAAAUUGUCUGAAAAAGACAAAGAGCAGGACGAACUGAGAAAGAAAGCCUCAGAGGAAAAGCAGAUGGCUCUCGAAAAUAUUAAACAGUAUGAAAAAGAUAUGGAAAGGAAAGUUGAAGAAAUGAAAUCACAACACAAGAAAGAGCUGGAGAGAAAAAUGCAAGAAAAAGAAACAGCAGUACAAGACAUUAAACUGCAGCAUCGAGAGGAGAUGGCCCGAAAAAUCAGUGAAAUAGAAAAAAUGACAGAGGCAGCGAAAGUUCAACACCAAAUAGAAAUUGAUCAGACUUUGAAAGAAAAGGCUCAUGAUAUGCAAAGGAUCAAACAGCUGUAUGAAAAGGAAAUAAGGGUCAUACAGCAGGAAAGCCAGAGGCAGAUUGCAGAUCUGAGAGAGCAGUUUGCAAAAGAAAAUGAGGAACAUCUGCAAGCAAAAAAGAAAUAUAUAGCAGAGCUAGAACAAAAGUAUCAGGCUCAAAUAAAAGAAAAAAUGCUAGAAAAUGAAAAAGACAAGGAAAUGAUUCAUCUAAAUCACAAAAACGACGUGGCACAAAAGAUGCAACAGAAACAUAAAGAAACAGAAGCCUUAAAACUGCAGCAUCAGGAAGAAAUGGCAAGAAAAAUCAAUGAAAUGGAAAAACUGAUGGAUGCAAUGAGGGCUGAACAUCAGAAGGAAAUAGAGAGAAAAGUGAAAGAAAACAAGGAAGAUAUACAAAGGGUACAGCAACAGUACUUGGAAAAAAUAAAGGAAAUAGAGGAAGAAAGAAAAAGAGAGACUGACGAGAAGAAAGAACAGUUGGCAAAAGAAACUGAGAAACAACUGCAGGAAAGACGAACCGAGAUAAGAGAGUUAGAACGAAAAUAUAUCACCCAAAUAGAAGAAAAGGUCCUGGAAAAUGAGAAAGAGAAGGAAAAGAUUAAUCAAAACAAUGAAAAAUACAUUUUGGAAAUACUGCAAGAGAGAGACAGACUAACAGAAGAGUUAAAACGUCGGCACAGUGAUGAAAUCGAAGAAAAGAUGCAAGAAAGUGAGAAGGAGAAACAAAGAUACAAGAAAGAGAUGGAGAGAACGGUGGAGGAAAGGGAAAAAGAGAUUGAGGAGAUGAAACUGAAUGCCAAAGAACUUAAGGAAAAGCUGGAGCAAAAGGAAGAGAAAGAAAUGAAUCAUUUAAAUUACAAGAAAGAAACAGAGCAAAGACUGAACGAAAAGGAAAAAGAAACUGAGGAGAUCAAACUAGAGGUCAAAGAACUGAAGGAGAAACUGCAACAAAAGGAAGAGACGGAAAUAGACCAUUUAAAAUACAAGAGAGAAAUGGGGCAAAGACUAGAAGGAAAAGAACGAGAAAUGGAAGAGAUGAAAGAACAUUUAAAACAACUCGAGCAAACCCUGCGACAGACAGAAGAGGAAAGAGAAAGGGAUCAAUUAAAUCACAAGAGACAGAUGACGCAGAAACUACAAGAAACAGAACGGGUGAUAGAAAAAUUGAACCAGCACAUAAAUGAUAUUGAAGAAAUUCUGCAACGAAAAGAAGAAGAGAGAGGAGAAAUUAUUCUAAGCCAAAAGAAAGAGGCAGAGCAACGACUGCAAGACAGAGAGAGAGAGAUGGAGGAGAGGAAACUACAGCUUUUAAACGAAGUGGAGAGAAAGCUAAAAGAAAAGGAAACUGAGAUUGAAGGUAUUAAACACCAGGCCGACUCCAGGGAGAUGAGAUGGAAGGAAGAGCAGAAGAAGAAGGAUGAGAAAACAGAAAAUGAGAUGAACAAGAUGAUAGAAAUCCUUGACAAGAAAACUAAAGAAAUAACACAAGCACAGUGUCUUCUUGCACAGAGAGACAGUGAGGUGGAUGAGGCAAAAAAGACAUGUGCAAACUACUUAGAAGUAAUUGAAGAUUUGAAAGAAAGCAAUAAAAACCAGAGCUCCAGUAUCAUUGAGAUACAGCAACGUCACACAGAGCAGGAGAGGAAAAAAGAGGCUGACAUGAUGGAAAAACUGCAGGAAAAAGAAGAGGAGCUGGAGCACCUGAGGCAAAGAGACAGAGAAAACGAGAGAGAGAUCAUCCAGCUGAGGCUAACAAUCGAGCAAACAAAGUCAGAGCUGAACAAUCUCGCCAAGAAGAUGGAAAAGGAGAUGACAAGCAUGAUUCAGGAAUAUGAAAAGGAGGUUGCAAGAAGAGACGAGAACAUCGAAUCAGUUGCAAAAGAGAAGGACGAUGCAAUAACUCGUUUGAAGGAAGAAAGUCGGCAGAAAUACGAGGAAAGUCAAAAGAGAGUUGGGGAGCUUCAGGAGCAAAAUGAGAAGAUGAGAAAGGAGACAGACAAUCUCAAAAUAAAGUAUGAGGAGCUGAAGAAGGAGAGCGAGGAGGAAGUUAGGAAUCAUCUCAGAGGAUUUGAAGAGCAGGUAAAGAGCAAAGAAUCUGAAAUCCAAAUAGUUCUUAAAGAGAGAGAUCUGGAGGUUCUGGCAUUAAAAGAGGAAAAUGACAAACUGCAAGUAGAGAUAGAAAGGAUGAAAGACAGAGACGACGAGGCAAACAUGAAGAUGAAUGAGCUGAGAGAGCAUUUUGAGAAACAGCUGAUUGAGAAACAAAGUGAGUUCAGAAUUAAGGAUGAGGAGAUUGAACAGAAAUUCUUAAAAAGGGAAAAACAAGUAAGGGAGAGGGAACAGGGGCUGAGUAGGAACGAAGAAGAGCUGAGCAAAAGAGGACUCCAGUUGGAUGCAAAAGAGGUAGAGCUUGUUGAAAAAGAGGUAAAGCUUGAAAGUAAUGAACAGGAACUCAGAAAACUGAAAGAGAAUCUGGAGAAACAAGUAAAACAGCAAGAGAGAAUAGAUCAAUACGAGCAAGAUGUGAAAAUGAGAGCACAGAAUAUUGAGAAAAAGGAAAGGGAGCUAGAAAGCUUGCUUAGAGCUCUGGAAGGUAAACAAAGAGAGCUAAGCUCUCACGGACAAGAUCUUCAGCAGAAGGUAAAAGGGCUGAAAGACCAGGGGAAAGAAUUAAAAGACAUGGAGCACUACUUAAAAAAUGAAGAGCAGGAGUUGCUCAAUUGGAAGUCAGAGCUGCAGAUGCGAAAUGAACAUGUAAACUCUACAACUCAGCAGUUAGAUGAGAUGGGGAGAGACUUGGCUUUGCUGAAAGAAGAACUUCACAAAAAGGAGAAAAAUUUAAAGAUCUUGCUCAACAAACUGGACAAAUGGGAGCAGAAUCUUGAAGCACGAGAGGCAGAAUUACGUGAAAGAGGGCAAAGAGACAGACAACAUGAGGCUCACGACAACAUGAGAGUCCAUGAGGUGGAUUUUUUCAGUCUGGAAGACGCAGCUGAGAGCUCAGAGGACGAUGUCCAUAUGAUGUACCAAGAGGUCAGUGAGAGAAGGGAAAAGGGAAGAGGAAAAGAGUCAGAUAAAGGAGAAAGCACAAAGGAUGGGGAGGAUCAGACGAUGGAAACAGCAUCGUCAGCUGCAGAGAGCAAUAACUGUCACCUUGAAACACUAAAAGAUAUAGAGAUGGCUGAUGAAAUGGAAGGGGUGAGAGGAAGAGGGUUAGAGAUGAAUAAGAAAAAUGGCAGAGAGGAACUGGAAAGGGAAAGGGUUAUCAGUGAUUUGAGGUUGUUUUCUCAGAGUCAGGGUCACAGAACUUCAAACAACAAAGACUCUCCUGGGUCAGAUUUGAGGGUGGUGGUGUUAGGGGAGUCCUGGUCACCUCUCUCCCCACCUGGAGUCACCAUCCUGGGUGGAGAGGCCUCCGAACUUGAUGGAUCUACCUUCCGGUCUUGGAAAGGUCAGAUAGCUGGGAGACACCUCGCGGUUGUAGAGCCGCUAGGUUUGAGGUGGCGAGAUGGACCAGACCCAACAAACACAUUGCAGAGGAAAAGUCUUCUCGACAGUAUCUCCUGGUGUCGCCCAGGACCUCACGUCGUCCUCCUGGUCAUGCCGGCCUUCUUAACCUGCACACGGAAGUACAGGAGAGCUGUGGAGGAGCACAUGAGUUUGUUUGGGGGAGAGAUCUGGCAACGCACCCUGGUGUUGUUCACAUGGGGGGAAACUCUAGGGGUGAGUGCGGAGCAGCACAUCCUGAGGAAUGGGGAACUGAUGGGGCUUGUGGAGAGAUGUGGGGGCAGGUAUCAUGUGCUGACCAGCAAGAACACCCACUCUGUCAUUGAAGGAUUGUUUGAAAAGUUGGAGGGUGUAGUGGCUUUGAACAGCGGAGAACAGUAAUGAGACUGUGUAAAAUUUAUAAUGUAAAUACUGUUAUGCUGUUGUGUGAAUAUGUUCCAAUAAAUUUAUGGAAGAAGUACUCAGAUCUUUAAUUUCAGUAAAACUAUUAAUAUCACAGAAUAAAAAUUCCCCUUUCCAAGUAACAGAACUGCAUUUUAAGUAAAAGAAUAUAUCAAUUUUAGUCCAGCAGAUCUCAACUGGCUUUCUUUGGUUAAAUUUUGGAUACCCACAAGACAAAAAAAAAACUGAAAACCUGGUUUAAUCCUGAACAGUGUGACCAGUAACUAUGGUUGACAAAUAAAUAAAAAGGAAUAAACAAGUAAUAACAGUAAAGUAAAAAGUAAUAAUAUUCUUCUCUGAGAUUUAGUAGAACAUAAGUAUAUAAGUAUAAGUUCCUCAAACUUGUACAUAAGCACAGAACUUGAAACCUGCUUAAUGAAUGAUUCGUAUAAAUAUCCAUUAAUUAUUCAUUACUUUAACAAAAAAAAAAAAAAACAUAAAAUUCUGAAUGAACUGCAGACCCAACAUGAUUUUUCAGACAAAUCUUAGCUGA
Molecule: messenger RNA, 7153 nt
Organism: Toxotes jaculatrix (banded archerfish)
Lineage: Eukaryota; Metazoa; Chordata; Actinopteri; Toxotidae
Product: trichohyalin
Exons: 3
Coding region: 145-6600 (2151 amino acids)
Molecular function (GO): GTP binding
Source: RefSeq, a predicted model, not a curated record